Molecule: messenger RNA, 1356 nt
Organism: Aphanomyces astaci
Lineage: Eukaryota; Oomycota; Saprolegniomycetes; Saprolegniales; Verrucalvaceae
Exons: 3
Coding region: 465-1334 (289 amino acids)
Biological process (GO): transport
Molecular function (GO): transmembrane transporter activity
Source: RefSeq, a predicted model, not a curated record
AAAAAGCCUUACGGAAGGCUAUUUAGGGUAUCAGUUUGCAAGUUUAGCCAGGCAAGUCGCCAUUUCCCACGAGAUGUCGAACUCCAAGCAGGCGGAGGCAACGGGCGAGGGGGCAGUACCAUCACUUCAGCACCACCAUACCCCAGUCUCUGUCACACACCACGACCAUCCCGACCACCAUUUGAUGUGGUGUCCUCGACACAACCACUAUUAUGAUGACAGGAAGAUGGAAACAUUCGAGGAAGUACCAGACCCCACGGAGCUUUCACCUCUUCGUGACUUUAUCGCAGGGUCGUGUGCUGGCGUGUCAUCCACAGGUUCCAACCAAGUCAUGUUGUCUCUUGCUCAUGUGAUUGAAUGUCGUAGUGGUUGGCCAUCCCGUACGACAUGCUCGUUCGACCACCACUCCUCUACGCGACUCACGUGGGCUUCUGUAGUUUGACACGGUCAAGGUCCGUUUGCAGAUGAAUUGUCCGUCGGCGCCGUUCAAAGGACCGAUGGAUUGUGUGAUGCAGACCGUGCAAAAGGAAGGUUUUUGGGGGUUAUACAAGGGCAUGGUGUCCCCUAUGACAACCGUGCCCCUCGUGAACGCCGUCGUGUUCAGCGCAUACGAACAUGCCAAGGCUUUCCUCUUGACACGUCGACUGAACGACACGUCGGGCGUCCUCACCAACCACGAAGCCAUGAUGGCGGGGGCCUGGGCUGGGUUCGUCAACUCGAUCGUCGUCACUCCCGUCGAAUUGGUCAAAUGCCACUUGCAAGCCCAGGGUGAAGCUAUCCACACGUCCAAGAAUGAAAUCAAAUUCAACGGCACGCUAGAUUGCGUAAAAAAAGUCAUUCAAAUUGACGGCGUGCGGGGACUCUGGCGAGGACAUGUGGCCACGAUGGUUCGCGAAGUCCCGAGCUACGUCGGUCAAUUCGGCACUUACGAGCUGUUACAGCGCGUGUUUUCCGCGCAAUUGGACGGCGACAACGGCAAAGUGUCCCCGGCCACAACGCUGUUGGCCGGUGGGUUUGCGGGCUGCGUGUGCUGGACCGUGAGCUACCCUCAGGACGUGAUCAAGUCCAGAUUGCAGCUGCAGCCGUUGGGCCAGCCGUCGUCAUAUGCUACGUCGACGUUCUGUCCGGACGGUGGCUUCAUCGCAUGUGCCAAGUCGAUUGUGCGUCAAGAAGGGUGGCGGGGGCUGUGGCGGGGGUACUCGCCGUGUCUGCUGCGGGCGUUCCCGUCCAACGCCGCCGGUUUCGCCACGUACGAAAUGGUCAAGUCGGUCUUCUUUUUGGACAAGGACGGUGUGUCCAUGCCCGUGCAAGCCAAAGCCAAAGCGGGCCAGUAAUAACAUGGACUAUUUCACGAUA